AUGAACAAUAAAAAUGAUGAUAUGGCCAGAAAGAAGAAGGCGAAACAAUCGUGUGUGCUUGUGCUUUAUGCUUCAUUGGAUUUUCUUUUCCCAACUCUUCUCUCCCAAUCGAUGGCAAAUCCUACAUGGUCAAUUACAUGGAUCGUGGGUGGAAGAAAUGAGAAUCAUGUGAGCCAUAAAACCAUUUUCUAG
This is a messenger RNA of Clunio marinus, 192 nucleotides long. The record is from the annotation of a GenBank genome assembly. NCBI's taxonomy places the organism in Eukaryota, Metazoa, Arthropoda, Insecta, Diptera, Chironomidae.